AUGGGCCAGGGCGACGAGAGCGAUCGCAUCGUGAUCAACGUGGGAGGGACUAGGCACCAGACUUACCGCAGCACCCUGCGCACCCUGCCCGGCACUCGGCUGGCCUGGAUCGCUGAGCCCGAUGCCCACAGCCACUUUGACUAUGACCCACGCACAGACGAGUUCUUCUUCGACCGGCACCCGGGCGUCUUUGCCCACAUCCUGAACUACUACCGCACAGGCAAGCUGCACUGCCCAGCGGAUGUGUGUGGGCCUCUGUACGAGGAGGAGCUGGCCUUCUGGGGCAUUGAUGAGACUGAUGUGGAGCCCUGCUGCUGGAUGACUUACCGCCAGCACCGGGACGCCGAGGAGGCACUUGACAGUUUUGGUGGGGCACCACUGGAUAGCAGUGCUGACGACGGAGAUGCAGAUGGCACCGGAGACUCCGGGGAUGGCGAGGAAGAGCUGGAGAUGACUAAACGCCUGGCACUCAGUGACUCACCAGAUGGCAGGUCCGGGGGCUUUUGGAGGAGGUGGCAGCCCCGAAUCUGGGCACUUUUUGAGGACCCCUAUUCCUCCAGAUAUGCAAGGUACGUGGCAUUCGCCUCCCUCUUCUUCAUUCUGGUUUCCAUCACCACCUUCUGCCUCGAGACCCAUGAGAGAUUUAACCCCAUCGUGAACAAAACAGAGACUGAAUUCAUUGGCAAUGACACCCACGUGCGACACUACAGGGAAGCGGAGACCGAAGCCUUUCUGACCUACAUCGAAGGCGUCUGUGUGGUCUGGUUUACAUUUGAGUUCCUGAUGAGAAUCACUUUCUGCCCAAACAAGGUGGAAUUUAUCAAAAACUCUUUGAACAUCAUUGACUUUGUGGCCAUUCUGCCUUUCUAUUUGGAGGUUGGACUCAGUGGCCUGUCUUCCAAAGCUGCUAAGGAUGUCCUGGGCUUCCUACGAGUAGUCCGGUUUGUGCGAAUUCUGCGAAUUUUCAAGCUGACCCGCCACUUUGUGGGGCUGCGGGUCCUGGGACAUACUCUCCGUGCCAGCACAAAUGAAUUCUUGCUGCUCAUCAUAUUCUUGGCAUUGGGCGUCUUAAUCUUUGCCACGAUGAUCUACUAUGCCGAGAGAAUAGGUGCUAAACCCAAUGAUCCUAGUGCCAGUAAUCAUACACACUUUAAAAAUAUCCCCAUCGGCUUUUGGUGGGCUGUUGUCACCAUGACUACCCUGGGCUAUGGAGACAUGUAUCCUCAGACUUGGUCAGGCAUGCUGGUGGGGGCUCUCUGUGCUCUUGCAGGUGUGCUGACCAUUGCCAUGCCUGUCCCCGUCAUUGUGAACAAUUUCGGAAUGUAUUACUCCUUAGCUAUGGCUAAGCAGAAGCUACCAAAGAAAAAAAAGAAGCAUAUCCCGAGGCCACCCCAGCUGGGAUCCCCCAAUUAUUGUAAAUCUGUCGUAAACUCUCCACACCACAGUACUCAGAGCGACACAUGCCCACUGGCCCAAGAAGAAAUUUUAGAAAUUAACAGAGCGGCGCUGGCAAAUGAAGACUGUCCCCACAUAGACCAGGCUAUAACGCCUGAUGAGGGCCUGCCCUUUACCCGCUCUGGCACUCGGGAGAGAUAUGGACCCUGCUUCCUCUUAUCAACCGGGGAAUAUCCCUGCCCGCCUGAUGGAGGAAUAAGAAAGGGUUACGAAAUGUCACGGAGCCUUAACAGCAUAGCUGGCAUAAGCGGAAAAGCGAUAGGAUUAUCCUCAGUGUCUGCGCCCUACAGCUCUCCUAGCCCAGUGAGACGUUCUUGGUCUCCCAUCCCAUCUAUUUUGUAG
This is a messenger RNA of Emys orbicularis (European pond turtle), 1797 nucleotides long. It is a transcript of the gene KCNC1, whose product is annotated as potassium voltage-gated channel subfamily C member 1. The transcript is spliced from 4 exons. The coding region runs from base 1 to 1797 and encodes 598 amino acids. The record is from RefSeq and is a predicted model, not a curated record. Gene Ontology annotation, cellular component: presynaptic membrane; voltage-gated potassium channel complex; axon terminus. NCBI's taxonomy places the organism in Eukaryota, Metazoa, Chordata, Testudines, Emydidae. Gene Ontology annotation, molecular function: protein binding; delayed rectifier potassium channel activity. Gene Ontology annotation, biological process: protein homooligomerization; potassium ion transmembrane transport.